Sinocyclocheilus grahami is the source of this 3617-nucleotide messenger RNA. RefSeq names its product sister chromatid cohesion protein PDS5 homolog A-like. The record is from RefSeq and is a predicted model, not a curated record. The transcript has 28 exons. Gene Ontology annotation, cellular component: nucleus; chromatin. NCBI's taxonomy places the organism in Eukaryota, Metazoa, Chordata, Actinopteri, Cypriniformes, Cyprinidae. The coding region runs from base 178 to 3543 and encodes 1121 amino acids. Gene Ontology annotation, biological process: DNA repair; mitotic sister chromatid cohesion.
GCCAGAGGGGCCGCUGCGCCUCCACUUUCCGCGCGAGGACGUUCACACAGCCCGGAAUGAAAGAGACGGAGCUUUGUGUCCGAAACUACAAAAAAACACCCGAACCCGACUCAUGAAUUAAAACGACUUGUCUGUGAGAGGCCAGUAGAGGACCGUCUGUCUGUCUGAAGAAGGAAGAUGAUGGAGUUCCCGCAGCAGCCUCAGCAGCAAAGACCGGCGGGGGACGCAAAGAUCAUCUACCCGCUGGGUGUCAAAGAGAUCACUGACAAAAUCAGCAACGAUGAAGUCGUCAAACGACUCAAGCUGGUGGUUAAGACAUAUAUGGACAUGGAUCAAGACUCAGAGGAGGAAAAGCAGCAGUACUUGGCUCUGGCUCUUCACUUGGCAUCUGAGUUUUUCUUGCGAAACCCCAACAAAGAUGUACGAUUACUUGUGGCCUGCUGUCUUGCUGAUAUCUUCAGGAUCUACGCUCCAGAGGCCCCAUACACCUCACAUGACAAGCUCAAGGAAAUUUUCCUCUUCAUUACACGACAGUUGAAGGGAUUAGAGGAUACCAAGAGCCCUCAGUUCAACAGAUAUUUUUACUUACUAGAGUUCUUUAAUCAGGUGUUGGUGAUGGGAAAGUCCUCCGUGAGUGAUCUGUCUGAGCAUGUAUUUGACCUCAUUCAGGAGCUCUUUGCAAUCGACCCUCUGCUCCUUGUCUCUGUGAUGCCACAACUUGAGUUCAAAUUGAAGAGUAAUGAUGGAGAGGAGAGGUUGGCUGUGGUGAAACUGUUAGCUAAGCUCUUUGGAGCAAAGGACUCUGAACUGGCCACUCAGAAUCGCCCACUCUGGCAGUGCUUUCUGGGAAGGUUCAACGACAUCCAUGUUCCCGUGAGACUGGAAUGUGUGAAGUUUGCUAGCCACUGUCUGAUGAACCACCCGGACCUUGCCAAGGAUCUUACAGAUUUUCUGAAGGUGAGAUCACAUGACCCAGAGGAGGCAAUCAGGCAUGAUGUCAUUGUGACCAUCAUCAACGCAGGGAAGAAAGACCUGAACCUGGUGAAUGAUCAACUGUUGGGAUUCGUCAGAGAGAGGAUGUUGGACAAGAGGUGGCGUGUCCGUAAGGAAGCAAUGAUGGGUUUGGCUCAGCUUUAUAAGAAGUACUGUCUGCACCAUGAGGCCGGGAAGGAGUCCGCUUUGAAAAUCAGCUGGAUCAAAGACAAACUCUUACACAUCUACUACCAGAACAGCAUAGAUGACAAGUUGCUGGUGGAGAAGAUCUUUGCCCAGAACAUGGUUCCUCACAGUCUGGAGACUGAGGAGAAGAUGAAGUGUCUGUACUACCUUUAUGCCUGUCUGGACACUAACGCAGUCAAAGCACUGAAUGAAAUGUGGAAGUGUCAGAAUAUGCUGCGAGGGCUGGUUCGAGAACUGCUGGAUUUGCACAAAUUGCCUACAUCUGAAGCAAACACCAGCGCCAUGUUUGGAAAACUUAUGACCAUCGCUAAGAAUCUCCCAGACCCAGGUAAAGCUCAGGACUUUAUGAAGAAGUUUAAUCAGGUUCUGGGUGAGGAUGAGAAACUCCGUCUUCAGCUUGACCAACUCAUCAGUCCCACCUGCUCAUGUAAACAGGCUGAACAGUGUGUGAGGGAAAUCACACGGAAGCUAACAUUCCCUAAGCAGCCCACAAACCCAUUCCUGGAGAUGGUGAAAUUCUUGCUGGAGAGAAUCGCACCGGUGCACAUUGACUCUGAGGCCAUCAGUGCCCUGGUUAAGCUGUUAAAUAAGUCAGUUGAGGGCACUGCUGAUGAUGAUGAUGAGGGAGUAACCCCUGAUACUGCCAUUCGUGCUGGACUUGAGCUACUCAAGGUUUUGUCAUUUACUCACCCCACUGCGUUCCACUCGGCUGAGACGUACGAGUCUUUGUUGCAGUGUCUGAAGAUGGAGGACGAUAAAGUGGCAGAAGCAGCAAUACAGAUCUUCAGAAACACAGGACAAAAGAUUGAGACAGAACUGCCACAGAUUCGCUCGACUCUAAUUCCCAUACUACAUCAGAAGGCAAAACGAGGCACCCCCCACCAGGCCAAACAGGCGGUCCACUGCAUCCAUGCCAUUUUUCACAACAAAGAGGUCCAGUUAGCUCAAAUAUUUGAGCCGUUGUCUCGCAGUCUGAAUGCAGACGUGCCUGAACAGCUCAUCACUCCUCUCGUGUCUCUUGGACACAUUUCUAUGCUGGCCCCGGAUCAAUUUGCGUCACCCAUGAAGUCAAUUGUAGCCAAUUUUAUCGUGAAGGACCUUCUGAUGAAUGACAGGUCUGUGGGAAACAAGAAUGGACGGCUCUGGACAGCUGACGAUGAGGUUUCCCCUGAAGUGCUGGCUAAGGUGCAUGCCAUUAAGCUGUUGGUCCGCUGGUUGCUGGGAAUGAAGAAUAAUCAGUCUAAAUCAGCUAACUCUACUCUCAGACUCCUCUCAGCCAUGCUGGUUAGCGAGGGAGACCUCACUGAGCAGAAAAAGAUCAGCAAGUCUGACAUGUCUCGACUGAGGCUUGCAGCGGGAAGCGCCAUCAUGAAACUGGCACAAGAGCCCUGUUACCAUGAAAUCAUCACUCCAGAACAGUUCCAGCUCUGUGGACUCGUCAUUAAUGACGAGUGCUAUCAGGUGCGGCAGAUCUUUGCUCAGAAGUUGCAUGUUGCUCUGGUGAAGCUGUUGUUGCCACUGGAGUACAUGGCUGUGUUUGCAUUGUGCGCUAAAGACCCAGUGAAAGAGCGACGUGCUCAUGCCCGACAGUGCCUGCUCAAGAACAUCAGUGUUCGCAGAGAGUACAUCAAACAGAACCCUAUGGCACCUGAAAAGCUGCUGUCUCUCCUGCCAGAAUAUGUGGUGCCAUACAUGAUCCAUCUUCUAGCUCAUGAUCCAGACCUCACCAAACCACAGGAUUUGGAGCAGCUCAGAGACGUCAAAGAGUGCUUGUGGUUCAUGCUCGAGGUGUUGAUGACAAAGAAUGAGAAUAACAGUCACUCGUUCCUGAGGAAGAUGGUAGAGAACAUCAAACAAACAAAAGAUGCUCAGGCCCCAGAUGACCCAAAGGCAAAUGAGAAACUUUACAUUGUGUGUGAUGUGGCAUUAUUUGUGAUCGCGAACAAGAGCACUUCAUGUCAUCUGGACUCCCCGAAAGAUCCUGUGCUGCCUAGCAAUUUCUUUACACCACCUGAUAAGGAUUUUAUCAAUGAUAAGGAAUAUCUGUCACCAGAAGCUAAAUUAGUUCUGCAGACAGGGAAAAUCCAGCAACCACCAAAGCAGACAGGCGUGCUGGGGGCAGUGAACAAACCUUUAACGGUAACAGUUCGCCGACCGUACAUUAAAACCACCACCUCUGACACUGGAAGCAAUGCAAGCACCAACUCCCAACCCAACUCGCCUGCGACAAAUAAGAGCAGGGAUGUGAGUUCUGAGGCCUCAGAGACGGGGGCGAGAGAGAACGAAGAGAAUCCAGUCAUCACAAAAGCAGGAGGUGUAAAGAAGGUCAGAUAUAUCUCAUGUGAACAUAGGGCAGGGCGAUAAUUCGAUAACAAUAAUUAUCGCGAUAUAAUUUUCCUUGAUAAAACGGUAUGAAGAGUUCGAUAUGAUUAUGCGCC